Gongylonema pulchrum is the source of this 461-nucleotide messenger RNA. The record is from the annotation of a GenBank genome assembly. Lineage: Eukaryota; Metazoa; Nematoda; Chromadorea; Rhabditida; Gongylonematidae.
CUGGACAGCCCGUCUUUUUUUUUUUCAGGUGGUCUUGGUGAUAAUUUUGAAGAAAUUAUAAAUAAAUUCAGAGACGGUGUAAAGCUAACAAUUCGUGGUGAUCCCAUUGUGCCCGCCUGGGGCCUAUGCGAUGCGGUCGUUGGACGGCUAGCGAUGGCCGAUGAAGAACUGGAGGCCAAUGUUGCAGCUGUGAUUGGUGCAGUGUGCGCACAUCGUAAUCCUGCCCUAGGGCCAUUUAUAAAUCGCGCCCUGCUUAUGGUCAUCCCAGGCGAUGCUCAUUUCGCGCUCAAUAUAACGCCGUUUGUGCCCAUCCCAACGGAGCAACAAAUCGAACAAAUCGGAAAAAGGAUGAAAAAAAAGAAAGCGACAGCAGCAGCAACAGCAGAAGAGAGCCAGCCAAGCGACAGUGCCGAAAAAACAUCUGAUCAAAAUGAUGAACUUGCAGACAGCAAUGUGUAGCA